AGGACACUCAAAUAAUGCCGAAGAAGAGUCAGCAUAAAAGAAAACUCCAGCAAGAAGAUUUUAAAAAACCGAAGCUUAAGGUUGGCAAAAAGAAGCCCAAAGCCGCAAAUUUUACAGACACAUCCUUCAAAUCAAGAUCAAUAAUUUUGCCUAGUCAAAGCAUUUCGGAAGACAAAUCAAAUGAAAUAACCAAUUCGCGGAACUUAACGCUGAAUGAUCUUGUGGUUCAAUUAAAACACUAUAGCCCUGGAACCAGAAAAGACGCCAUCCAAGGCCUCAAGGAUUUUUUCUAUAGAUACCCGAAUACUUUGUCAGAAUCAUUGUCCACGAUAGUGAAUUCUCUUGCACGGUUACUCAUCGACAAUGACAGAAAUGUCAGGAAAACAUUAUUAUCAUUUUUUGCGGAGUUUUUUCCAAACGUGCCAAAGUCAGAUAUAAGGCCCUUUCUUCCUCUCCUUAUCGUAUACACGUGUUCCGCAAUGACGCAUAUAUAUGAGGACAUAAGAAUUGACGCAAUAAAAUUCGUGGAAAUAUGGCUUUCAGUAGCUCCUGAUAUUGUGGUGGACGGAUUCUGGCGAAAGAUCAUACAAAAUUACAUUAGUCUACUUAGUUCUGAAUCAAAUUUUUCCAAUACAAGUGUCAAAGGUUCAGUUUCUGGUAUUACCGGUUUAUCUGUGAACGCGCAUACUCGAUUUUUGUCAAACGAGAUCAAAUUUGAAAUAUUAUCGAGUUUCCAUAAAAUUUUAAAAUUUGGGUUAACCAAAGGAGACGAAGAAAAUUCUCAUUGGUUUUUCUUGGACCUAUCACCUUCUGAUCGUUUGGGAAAUCAAACCACUAAACCUAUUUAUAGAUCGAACCAAGGCGUUUUAAACGAUUGGUCGAAAUUUCACGGAGAGAUGGGGCCUCCUCCUCUACAUUCCCUGUCAGCUACUCUCCUACCUUUUUUAUCGCUACCCGACGUCGAGCACAACUAUAAACAAUUAAAUCUGUUCAAUUCAGUGUCAUCAACAGAAGUCAAUAAAAGUUUUAUUAAUAUUGGAAACGAGGAUGAGGAUUCUAGAGAUAAUUUGGCUGAUCGCGAUGUUUCGACUUUACAAGGUCGUACGGCCGCUACCAAAGAGUUAUUAAAUACUUUGCACCCCAUACUUCUUUCCGUGUGGUUGGAAACCGUACCAUCAGUUUUUGAUUCGUCAACAGCUUUCCUUCAUAUGCAACCUGAAUUGCAAUUAAUUCAUACUGCGUUGAAAAUGAUAACUUUAUUGUGGCGUUCUUACGUGCACAACGUAUUUAAGAACAAAAGCGCGAACGAUGGACAAUUGAUCGAGGCCACCUUAAAACAAUUACUCAGGUACUUUGUUAUUCACUUUCCGUUUGGUUCUAGGUCUGAGGGAAUACAAGAUUUGAAGGUUGAAUCAAUUUUACAAGAAAUGAACAUUAUGUUUUGCGAAAUGGUGAUCUUAUAUUUGAUUUUGACAAAUUUGAACCCUCCGCCGGGAAAAGCAGAACUUAAGUUAAAUAGUAAAAAAUUGACGCUGGCUCAUGCACGUAAAAAAAGGAAAAGAGAUGAUGACUCCGAGACGAUAAAAUCAGAUAAUUUUUGGAUUGAUCAAGUCUUCGAUUAUGUCAUUGAGUUUUUGGGGUCUGAGCAAAGCAAAAAUAAUAUGAUGAGAAUUUCGAUGCACACGAAACCAGAACAUUUGACUGCAAUGCUACCUACUAUUUGGGGCUUGCUUAACUGUGCAGAUCAAGAGAGACAGGAAAUCAUUUUUGAAGCAAUCCUAGACUACUCUCGAAGAUGCCACGCUCAAUCUAUCGCCAAACGAAAAUGCAUAGAUUUCAUAUCAAGAGGAUUGAUGUUGCAAAGUUUCUCAAAUCGUAAAGACUCUUCCUUGGUUGCAUCCUUACAAACUUGGGCUUUAAGUCUACCAAAGUUGUUAUGGGAGCUAAAAACCAAUAGUCUAGAAACCACGGAGGAUAUCCUCGGCGUUUUAUGCGAUUUUGCGAAACGUGGUGACAAGUGUAUGUUUGAUAAUGAGAUUUGGGAUCAGUUACAAACAUCCCUUAUUCCAUUUUUUUACGUGGAACUACCUCACAAAGGCCCUUUAUACGGACCGUUUAUUUCACUGCCCGAAAAUCUUCAGCGUAAAACCAUCGAAUUUCUUUACUACUGUCCCAGGAUUACAGACAAAAUGAGAUCGUCCCUAAACCAGGUGUUUAGGCGAGAAGAAGUUGAAUCGGUCAAAAUUUAUGUAAAGGAUUUAUCAGAAAAAUUCUAG
Molecule: messenger RNA, 2276 nt
Organism: Acaulospora morrowiae
Lineage: Eukaryota; Fungi; Glomeromycota; Glomeromycetes; Diversisporales; Acaulosporaceae
Source: the annotation of a GenBank genome assembly